AUGAAGUGCCAGCACAUCGCCAGCGUCCGCGAGGCAGUUGCGACCAUUGGCGAGGCAGUGCGAGCUCUACGAACCCGCACCGAGUCGCAGGAGGUCGCCCACCUGCAGGCCGAGCUGGCUGCGAUGAGGGCGGAACUAGAGGCGGUUAAGCGGCAGGCGGCCGCCCCCCCGCAGAUGACCCGGGAGGAGAUCCUAUUCAUGGUAGACUCCCGGAUCGCGGGUAUUGGCGACCGCCUGCUGCCCGAGCCGAGAUUGCGCCCUCCGCUGGCUGCGGACGCGCAUAAUGCCGCCGCCGCCGCCGCCGCCGCCGCCACCGCCACCGCAGGAGCGACCAGCACCCGCCGCGAGGUGAAGCGCGCUGCCCCCGCCCCGGCCGUAGAGCCGGUGCCCGCCCCGACCCCAGUCCCCGCUGCGACAUAUGCCGCGGCGGCGAAAAAGGGGAAGGGGAAGGGCAAGAAGAGCCUGGCGGCCCGCGAGGCUGAGGCUGCCCGCAAGCCAGAGCCGGCGCCCCCCGCUCCCCAGCCCCAACCCGAAGAGGCCUGGAACGUGGUGGCGCGGAAGGCGAAGGCCCCGAAGCCGGCGGCGCCCGCCGCCUCCAAGAAGAAGAGGAAGAGGCCCGACGGCGACUGCGUGCCCCUAAAACGGCAGCAGUCGUCGUAA
Messenger RNA from Papilio machaon (common yellow swallowtail), 660 nucleotides. RefSeq names its product translation initiation factor IF-2-like. NCBI's taxonomy places the organism in Eukaryota, Metazoa, Arthropoda, Insecta, Lepidoptera, Papilionidae. The record is from RefSeq and is a predicted model, not a curated record. The transcript has a single exon. The coding region runs from base 1 to 660 and encodes 219 amino acids.